Molecule: messenger RNA, 756 nt
Organism: Adineta steineri
Lineage: Eukaryota; Metazoa; Rotifera; Eurotatoria; Adinetida; Adinetidae
Source: the annotation of a GenBank genome assembly
AUGGAACGAAAACGUAAAAUAGAUUUUAUUAAUAAUAUUGAAUCAGAUGAAAUACCGAAAAGAUUAAAGAAAUUUACUAACGAAAGUGAACAGGCACAUUUACAUAGUGAUGUAGUGCUGAAUCAUCAUAAAGCAUUGAACCAAAAUAGUUCUAAUGAAAUUGAACAAGCAACGAUUAAUUUUGAUGAUACAAUUAAAAUUACUCAGUUUAAUAUUGAUGAAAAAAUGGAGGAAGAACAUUUUGAUAACACGAAAUAUUUACAAUGGGAAAAGAUAGAUAAGAAUGCAGUCGAUUGGACAAAUUAUAAACUAAAAAAUGUUGAAGUAAUUAAAGAUAAUAUUGAUAAUAAUUUAUCAGAUACUGAUUUAUUAAAUAAUGAUGAAGAUAACGAAGAAAAUGAUCAUCAAUUUAAUGAGAUUAAUGCAUUAAAUUCUCUACUUGCAAUUAUGCAACCAACUGAAACUGUUGUUCGAGCAAUAAAACGACUUGGAGUUACUGCAGCAAGUAAUAAAUCUAAACAACGUAUAAAACAACGUAAACCACAAACUGAAAAAAUUUCAACUAUAUCAUCAUCUGUUGAAUUAACGUCUGAAGAAUUAAAAAAAAAUAAAUUGUUAUUAGAAGAAAUGACUGGUCUUGCUGAUCAGUUUGUAUAUAAUGGUAAUUUAGCUAUUUAUGAAGAAACAUAUGAACAACUUAAAAUAAAACUUGAUCAUAUACAAUUAUCUACGGCUAAUUCAAUAACUAAUAUGUAA